AUGGUGUUUGCAACAAUGCUUGUGCUAGUUAUAGCACAAGUUGAUGACUCAUGUUCGAAAACACCAGCAUCUGCCCCUUCAACCCUUUCCCUACCACAAGAUACCACUGAUUGUGAUAGAUUGUGUGAUUUAAGGUGUUCCUUUAAGAGAGGUGUCCCGCAGCUUUACAUGCUUUGUAUGCAACUUUGUAUGCCAUCUUGCGGGGGUGGUCAAGUACUAGAACAAGCUGAUGAUUCUUCUUCGACAACACUAGCACCUGCUCCUUCAACCAUUUCCCUACCACAAGAUACCAGUGACUGUGAUAGAUUGUGUGACUUAAGGUGUUUCCUUAAGAGAGGUAUCCCGCAGCUUUACAUGCUUUGUAUGCAACUUUGUAAGUCAUCUUGCGGGGGCGGUCAAGAUGAUCCUCCUUCGAAAACACCAGCACCUGCUCCUCCAGCCGUUUCCCUACCACCAAAUACAACUGACUGUGAUAGAUUGUGCGAUUUAAGGUGUUCCCUUAAGAGAGGUAUCCCGCAGCUUUACAUGCUUUGUAUGCAGCUUUGUAAGCCAUCUUGCGAGGGCGGUCAAGUAUUAGAACAAGCUGAUGAUUCUUCUUUGACAACACCAGUACCUGCUCCUUCAACCAUUUUCCUACCACAAGAUACCAAUGAUUGUGAUAGAUUGUGCGAUUUAAGAUGUUCCCUUAAGAGAGGUAUCCCGCAGCUUUACAUGCUUUGUAUGCAACUUUGUAAGCUAUCUUGCGGGAGUGGUCAAGUACUAGAACAUGCUGAUGAUUCUUCUUCUACCCUUUCCCUACCACAAGAUGAACAUGCUGGUGAUUGUAAUAAAUUUUGUGUUGAUAAGUGUUACCUUGAGAAACAUGUCCCAAAGCAUUACAACAUGUGUUUAGACCUUUGCAAGAAAUAUUUCCUGCAACCUCUCUCGUAUGACAUCUAUCAUUGUACCUCUGCUUGUGCUGCCUCAAUGUCCACCAAGUUAGGCUCAGGUGCAGAAAAAGAUAAAGGAGAUUAUGUGGAAAUUUGCUAUAAUAACUGCAAGAAGAAUGUUUAG
Molecule: messenger RNA, 1053 nt
Organism: Alnus glutinosa
Lineage: Eukaryota; Viridiplantae; Streptophyta; Magnoliopsida; Fagales; Betulaceae
Exons: 2
Coding region: 1-1053 (350 amino acids)
Source: RefSeq, a predicted model, not a curated record